ACCCUGUAGCCGUACCGCGUCCGACUUUGUCAUCGAGUUUUCAUCUACAUGAUUCUGUGGUCAUUGGAGAAUUCGAUCUGUGAACGUGAGAAGCGCAUCUAUGUAAUGUUUGUAUUCAUAUUCCUUGCUCCAGUUCCUUUUGUCGACAUCGUUCGUCGUCGUUUCCGUUUUUCUAUUUUGCUGUUGAGCAACUAUAUGUUUUUAGAAAUUUGCUUUUUAACUACGCCAAAGUCAUUUCAAACGACGACGAACGAUGUCGACAAAACGAACUGGAGCAAGGAAUAUGAAUACAAACAUUACAUAGAUGCGCUUCUCACGUUCACAGAUCGAAUUCUCCAAUGACCACAGAAUCAUGUAAUCAUGUGGAAUCUCCCUUACGUGUAUUACCCCUAUGCCAACUUUUGGUAUUUUAAAUUUUGUUCAAAAAGUUUGGUCAGUAAGGUUAUAAAGAAUUAAACAAUAUUGUAAUUGCUAGACUAUAUUAUAGAAAAAUGUUUGAAACUGAUGAAUGGGAGAUUGAUGAGGAUUAUUUGAAGGAUUUCAAUGCCGACGAAGUUAUUAAGGAGUUUGAUAAUGAAGGAAAAAAUGAAACAGAUAAAUUAGGUAGCGUAAGCAAAACAAAAUCUACAAAUACUUCAAGAUUUGAGUUUAAUUGUAGCACUUCAGAGAAUGCGCCUAAAAAAGAAAAGGAUAAAUUUGUGGAUACAGUUUCUAGAAAAAAUGCUAUCUUAGAUAUAUUUAAGAAUGCAGAUAAUUUAAAUGCAAGCACAUCUUCAAAUAGUUUGGUUAUGCAUAAUACUAGUCAACCAACAAUUCCUGCAAUGAAUACAGUAAACAUUUUUAGAAAAAAUUUAGUUUUGGAUGUUUUUCAAGAAAAUAAAUGUAGUGUGCCUAAAAGAAAUUGUACAAAAGUCGCAGAUCUUAAGUCUGUGCUAAGGAUUCCAGAAGAAACAUUAGAAAUUAACAAUGAAAAUAAGUUAAAGCGUAAAAAAAAUGUAGCAUUCUCAGAAUCUGUCAAUGGUAAUAAUUCUGCUAAAAAGAAAUGUGCUUCAACAUUAAAUGUAUUAUCUAAUACAACAAGGGAAUCUAGUUCAAUACAAAAUUUAUUACCAUCAAGAACUAUAGAAACAACUUUAAACAGUAAAAAUCAUCUAAACGAUACUCGGAAAGAAAUAAUGGUUGGUUUACUUAAAUCUCCAGUUCAAAAAAUUUCAAAAAUAACACGAAUUAGUGCGCCGCACGCAGUUACAAGACAAUUUCCAGGACCUGCAGGACUUCUGCCUGAUGAUGUUAAUGAAUCUGAAAUAAUUGAUUUAGAAUCUGUAGAUGUAAACAAAAAUAAUAGAACUAACAAGUAUACAGAUAUUUGUUCUCAAAACACCAAAAAUUUAUUUACUACUGGAGCAUGGCAAUUGAUGACAGAUGACUUACCAGCUGAGUUUGAACUCUAUGAUAUUGCAAGUGUGAAGGAAAAUGCUGUAGAAUAUAGUAAGGCUUAUAAAAAAAUUCCAUAUCUUGCUGGUAUAAUCCAAUACAUAGAUUAUAAACCGAAUGAUCCACAAGUUGUACUUAAAGAUCUAACAGGCAAGAUUGAUGCUCGUAUUCAUCACAGUAUUUGCAAGUUAUAUCCCAAUGCUUUAGGCACACAGAUUGUUAUACUUGUAAAAGAUGUUGGACUCAUUGUGACUAGUAAAAAAUAUGUAUGUUUAAUCAUUUCACUCAAAAAUUUGGUAAGCUUGUACUCUGAUGAUGCACGGUUAGUUGAAACACCUCAUUUGGAAAAAUUGCUUGAUAAUAAUUUCAAUUGUAACUUAAAUCAAUCUCAAAUAAGUGUACUUGAUGAAGAUUAUGAACAUACAAAAAAACAAAAUACAGAAAUGUUAGAGAACAAACAGCUUUUAUCAAAAGAUAAUUCAAGUACUGCAAAGAAUAAAGAAUCUAUGCUUAUAAAAUUAUGCAUUGAGAAAUCUAAUGAUAAACAACAAACAAAGGAUGUUAAUCAGUUAGAUGGUCUGCAAGAUUUUGAUUUUGAUGAAAAUGAUUCUUGGCUAGGUGUUAAUUUUGAUGAUUUAAAUUCUUUUAAAUGUAAUCAAUUUCCAUCAUCAACUCCUAUGGAUACGAAUGAGAGGAAUGAUUUAGUUAAUGAAUCAACAAGUGCUGCCAAAAUUAGCGAUGAUUUUACAAGGUCUAGAAUAUUAUGUGAGGCAUCAGAUGAAAGAAAAGAAUUUUGUCUACCUGCAAAGAAAAAUAAUGACGCACCAAAUAUUUCAAAAAACUUGAUUCCAGCUACACAUUUUGAAAAGGACACUAAAUUAUUUGGUGAUGAUUCAGAUGAUUCAGAUGAUGAAGUGCUAUCUCAACUAGAUGUGGAUGCUAUUGCAGCAAGUUACAAUGGAUAGAACCUAAACAAGUUUUCAGUUAAAAAGUGUGUGUACUAUUGUUGCUAGUUAUACAAAUAGCAGUAUUAUUAGCCAAUACUUUUGUACUAUAAAGCAAAAGCGUUUUAUUUAUUUAUAAUUUAUGUAUGAGUGAAAAAACGGAGAUGAUGACAAACUUUGUACUGGUACAAAGUAUUAUGAAACUAUUUAUUAUAUAAUUUAUUGAUUUCCAACUAUUUUUUAAAUAAUAUAAUUAAUAUUUAUGGAAUGUUAAUCUUUAAAAAUUCUACAGUUCAAUUUGAUUAUAAAGGAAGUUUAUGGAUGAUGAAUAACUUUCAAAGUUUCACAAUUGUCUAAUUUAGAUUGUGAUUAGUUUGAUGAGAUGUUGGUGCAUUUUGUAAUAAUAUUUAGCAUUUAAGAAUUUCAUACUUUAUGUACAGGGAUUAGUAAUAAGUAAUAUCAAACUAGCGUUUAUAGUUAUGAAUAAGCUUGACAUUAAAAGUUAAAACACUUCACAAUACGUCGUGGAUUAUAAUUCUACAAAUAAUACUAAAUUCUUCUAUUAGUAUUAUAAUUCCAUUAUUAGGUCUGCGUUAUGUAUGAAGUUUCUUAUUUAAUGAUUCAUUAUAUACCAUUGAACAAGAACUAAUAGAUGAAAAUAUUAAUGAAUGCAACUUUUAUUUAAUUACAAUUAUAACUAUAAACAUUUAAUUAAAUAUUAUAAAAAUCUACUUUGAAUUAACAAAAUUAAAUUGAUAAUUAAAAU
Molecule: messenger RNA, 3144 nt
Organism: Nasonia vitripennis (jewel wasp)
Lineage: Eukaryota; Metazoa; Arthropoda; Insecta; Hymenoptera; Pteromalidae
Exons: 3
Coding region: 492-2399 (635 amino acids)
Biological process (GO): recombinational repair
Source: RefSeq, a predicted model, not a curated record